This is a messenger RNA of Copidosoma floridanum, 1606 nucleotides long. It is a transcript of the gene Rad17, whose product is annotated as Rad17 checkpoint clamp loader component. Gene Ontology annotation, molecular function: DNA clamp loader activity; chromatin binding. The record is from RefSeq and is a predicted model, not a curated record. Gene Ontology annotation, biological process: mitotic DNA replication checkpoint signaling; DNA damage checkpoint signaling; DNA repair. Lineage: Eukaryota; Metazoa; Arthropoda; Insecta; Hymenoptera; Encyrtidae.
GCAAGUUUUGAUCAUUUUUAUACAGAUUGACUGAACAUUUCGUUUCAAUUCAAGUCAUUGAUAGUAAUGUCUCGACCAAAGAGAACUGUGAGUAGCUGGUUACAGUCAUCAUUUGAUGUUGAUGAGCAUUGUGAAUUUGUGCCCAACAAAAAAACCACAUACCAAGCAAUCAAAGAUGAAAAGCUAGAGGAUUUUGACAGUUUUAAUACAAGUGUUUCAUACAAAAAGAAACCAUGUCACAAUUUAGCAGCUUUGUUGGCUGCCUGUGCACCAAAAAAGCCAGCUGAAUUGGCUAUCAGUAGACAAAAGCAGGGGGAAAUCUCUAAAUGGUUUCAGGAAAAGGUGAAACAUGGACAGCCAAGUCUUUUAGUAAUUUCUGGGCCUUCUGGCUGUGGCAAGACAGAGGCUUUUAAAGUGAUUGCCAAGGACAAUAAGUUUGAUGUUGUGGAGUGGAUUACACCAAUGGAUCAAAUUAUAGAUGAAAACAAUAGAAUAAUGCGUCAAGGAGAGAGAUUUGAAGACUUUCUCAUAAGGGCCACACGUUACAGUUCAGUAUUGUCUGAUUACUCCAGGAGAUUAUUAUUAGUUAAAGAUAUACCUAAUUGUUACAUAGAAGGAAAAGACGACUUUGCAGGUUUGUUAAGAAAGUAUUGCCAGUAUGGAAGAGAACCACUGGUAUUCAUAAAUACAGAUACUGGAAGUUCAAAGCUAAUGAUGACUUUGUUCUCUCAAAGUAAUCGUGAUUAUUUUAAAAUUGACUUAAUCAAUAUCAAUGCUUGCACACCAACAGCUUUGAAAAAUGUAAUGAAAAGGGUGUCAACCACCUUAAAUUCUAAAGCUAAAGACAUUUUACGUGUUACACAGCAACAAAUAGAUGAAGUGUUGUCAAAUAACAUUGGUGAUGUUAGAAGUGCUCUUUUAAAUUUGAUAUUUUGUUCCUUAAAAGUUCAGCACACACAUGAAAGCGAAUGUACUGUAAGAGAAGAAACUCUUGGCCUUCUUCAUGCUAUUGGUCGCGUUAUUAAUCCAAAAAAAGUAGCAGAAAAAAAGUUUUUACAAUUUGUUCACAAUCCUGAUGAAUUGGCAUCAUGCUUUCAAACACAAGCCAACACAUUUAUAAACUUUGUACACGAAAAUUAUCUAAAUACUUUGGGCUGCAAUGUUGAUGGUGCAGCUAUGGCCAUUGAUGUUAUAAGUUUAGCUGAUGUCUUCAAUUCAGAAUGGAGGAAUCAUCACAUGACUAAGUUGGCACUUUCUCAUUGCGUUAGAGGAGUGAUGAUUGCUAUCGACAAACCUGUUCCUAACUGGAAUCCUGUUCGAAAGCCCGCAAACUCAAUAAAUAACUUACAAAGAAAUUUCGCUCUUGCUGAAGUGGAAUGGUAUGAAAGAUAUAUAAAUCCAAAAGUAAAAAAACCAAUCGAUAUUGAGUUAUCUGAAUCAAUAAUUGAAGAAAUCUCUGAUUGGUAAUCAAUGAUUUCGUGGUUAAUGUUUAUUUGUAGUUAAGAGAUCAAUGUAAUUAAUGUAAAUUAUCAAAUUGAAUAAACUCAUUUUUUAUAAUUCGGCCAUAUUUUUAUUUUCUUUAGAUUAUCCACGUAUCUACAGCAGA